AUGUACAGCGAUACUGAAUGUACACGUCGUGCCGGAGGUUCAAUUCGAAGUUGUCAAUCUUCGACUUUAUCGAAUCGUUACAUUCGUGGACUUGGAAGUAAUCAAGAUUUAUCGAGACGAACAACAGCAGUUGGAACACCUGAUAUCUCGGAAAUUAUCUACAACAAUGAAACAUUUCAACUUUUCGCCGAAUUUCUUCAAAUCCAUGGACGCGAAUCGUUAGUUGGAUUUUGUGCAAUCGUUCUUGCAAUACCCAAUCUAUUGUCGAAUAAACGUCAAGCUUUGCAUGCAGUACGCGCGGCUUACAAACAAUACAUCAACGAUGAAUCGAUGUCGAAUAGUUGGUUACAACCAGUCACAAGGGAAUACAUUCGAGAACAGAUAGUCCAACGUGCAUUUGAUCCCUAUAAAAUCUUUCAACCAGCCAUGAAAGACAUGUUGAAAUACUUGAAUCAAAAUUUCUAUUCGAAUUUUCUUUCAUCACAAAUAUGGAAAAGUUACUUACUCAAAAAACAACAACAAGACAAACGAAUGAAAGGUUUGAAUGCAUCGACACCGAAGAAACUGAGCGCAUCUAUAAGUACAUCAACAAUGAAAUCAUCGAAACCAGCGAAUUAUAAACGGGAUAUACUAGCGAGCUAUAACGCAAAUAAAACACUAGGUUCGACAACUUCAAUGGUGUCAUCUUCAUCAUUAUCAACAACAUCAAUAAAGACGCCAUUAGCAUGUUUCAUUCAAAAUAAAGAUGUGCCUUACAUGAUCUAUUUGAAUAUUCCUGUUGAACAUGUUACAUUAAGUGAUAUCAAACCACGUAUUCAUCAUUUAGCUGGAAAGAAAUUCGAUAGUCAAACCAGUGAAUGUCACUACUAUUUCAAACGUCGAAUUGAUCCAUCAGAAUUAUGUUUGAUGAACGAUGGCAUCUCGUCCAUGCCUACCUACGUUUACGAAGAAAUCGAUAACGAAGAUGUUCAUACACCUGUACCACAUCUUGAUGGAACAAUCGUGUGCAAAUUUGACUUUUCGAAUUAA
Adineta ricciae is the source of this 1029-nucleotide messenger RNA. NCBI's taxonomy places the organism in Eukaryota, Metazoa, Rotifera, Eurotatoria, Adinetida, Adinetidae. The record is from the annotation of a GenBank genome assembly.